GAUAAUUUGACAAUUCAUUCUUUUGUCAAGAAAAAAGUUAAAUCAUCAUUUCCCGUCGCCAUAUUUGCGACGAAAUCGCGAGGGUGUUUUGCGACAAGUAAACCGUCGUUUUCGACGAGGGGAGUUUCCUGCUCCCAACCGUUUUCGCCUAUUUUUCUGACCAUCUAUUUUGUCAUUACAGUUUUAGACAAAUUUGUUAUUUUACGGUUAUUUCUUGUUUGGGAAUUAAUAAACAUGGCUUUUUAAAAUGUCUGCCUUCAAAUUGUGCGUAACCACUCCUUGUGGAGGAGCUAUCAACUCCAAUAAAUCAACUACAAGUACUACCGAAGGACAGAGGGAUGGAGAAGAAAGGAAAUCGCAAUUUGUCACUUGCAAGGGGCUCGACUACUGAUUCCAAAAAAGAUGGUGUCAGUACAAAACCGUGGCCUCGCGGCAGUCGUCGCCGCGAAGUUACGGGUGCAAGUCUUACCCCAAAAUUGGAGGUAUCUAGAAAACCACAGACUCAACGUGUCAAGACCAUUGAUAAAAGACCCCGAUCCCGUGGUACUGGUUACUAUUCAGGUGCCACAACUCGAAAUGAGACGACCGGCUUAGAAGAGGAUAACAAUAUCCACCAUGUGGAAUUGGGUUCAGUUUUUUCACCAGGCAGUAAGAAGCAGAGCCAUAAUAAUUUGAUAAAUUUCUCUUAUCCUCCAAGAGGAAGUUUUAAUUAUCCUGCUGGAAGACGUGGUAAUGGUAAUCGGAGGAUGGGCACCAUAAAGCAUAAAUACAAUAAAGAACAAUUUUUGCAAGCUAAUUGUCAAUUCAUUGUUAAUAGUAAUGGUGAUUAUAAAAAAUACUUGGAUAAUCCAGAUGCUUUAGUAGACUGGAAUUUAAUUGAACAAGUAAACUUACAAGUAUCGGAAUAUUCAAUAUGUCCGAUCUGUCUUUAUCCACCUAUGGCAGCCAAAAUUACACGUUGUGGUCAUAUCUACUGUUGGUCCUGUGUUCUUCACUAUUUAUCUUUGUCCGACAACCCAUCGAGAAAAUGUCCUAUUUGUUUUGAUACCAUUUAUAAACAGGAUCUUAGGAGUGUAGUUGUAAUUCCUUUUACAACCCUCAACAAUGCUGAUACCAUAACAUUCAGGUUAAUGAAAAGGCCUAAAGAUUGCUUAAUAGCAUAUCCAGCAGAUGCUGAAAUAAAGGAUGUAAAUUAUAUGUUCAAUUUUUCUGAAAAUGGCUCCAAAGAUGUUUAUUCAAAACUGCUUCUCGCAACAGUAGAUGAUAUUCUUGCCAUUAUAGAUAGGGAGAAAAGAGAGUUGAAAAAUCAAUUUGAAGAGGAAGAUGGUCCCGAAAAAGGUUUUAUUGAACAAGCCAUGGCUUUGUUAAAAGAAAGAGAAGAUUCUGUGUGUGAAAAUGUUGAGUAUGUUAAAGAUCAUCAUGGAGCUUGUGCAAAAGUAAACCUUGAAGCAAUUUUUCAUGAUUUGGAAAUAAGUGACAAUAUCAAACAUUUUGAUAAAACUAUUGACAAUAAUUUAGAAAGUUGCAGUCAGAAUCAACCUGUUAAGAUCCAUUAUUUUUAUCAAGCGUUUGAUGGUCAACACAUAUACCUCAAUUCUAUCAAUGCAAAUAUGUUGGAACACAGUUAUAAUUCAUUAGAAUUAUGUCCAAAGAUAUUAACGGGUAAAAUUGUUGAGAAAGUGUGUCACUCUAUGACUGAAGAUUUGCGUAAGAGAAUGAGAUACCUUCAGCACUUACCACUUACUUGUCAGUUUGAAAUUGCAGAGAUUGAAUUAAAAACUCCUAUAGUCACAAAAGAAACUCUUGAGAAAUUUCAUGAUAAGAUUGAAAGUCGUAAACAAAUGCGACGAAAAAGAGCGAAAGAAGAAAAACGUCGUGAGAAACGGAUUGAAAUUGAGGAAAAUCGUAAAAUGAAAAAAUAUGCUCAUCCAAAUUUGCAUUUAGAGUCCAACAUUCAAUUUCCCGAAUUUGGUUUUGAAGCAAGGCUUCGAACUGAGUCUGAAAGUACUUUACCAAGUGAACAAAACACUUCUUCUGAUUUAGGUGGACCUACACCUAGCUUUUCAGUGGAAAGCAGUUAUGCGGGACCUUCAUUUGCCAAAAUGUUGGCUACUGAGAAAAAACCAUCAGUACCAUCUUGGUCUGAUUUAAAAUCUACAUCAUCCACAUCUAAUUCGCCAAAAUUAAUCAAUGUUACUGGCUCAAAAAUGAAAAUGCUUUCUAAUGUACGUAGACCAAGUUUAAGUGAAGAAGAUCCGGAUGAUUAUGAACCAGUUCCAUCCUUCAAUAGAAGUUUUGGUGAUGCAAUAGCUCAGGCUCUCGAACUAAAAGAAAAAGGAGACAUUGAAUACUCUCGUCAGCCCGGUAAAAAGAAGAAAAAAACCAAACAAGUUUUAUUUGCUACAGGUAUGGCUUAUUCUGAAAAGUAAUUUUUUGUUAAUACAUAACAAUGAUAUAGUGUAGUUUUUGUUUUAUUCAACUUCAAAUUGUGUGUAAUUAUGUUUACGGAUUUUAUGUUUAAUAAACUUAAAAGUUU
This is a messenger RNA of Diorhabda carinulata, 2536 nucleotides long. Its product is annotated as RING finger protein 10. Lineage: Eukaryota; Metazoa; Arthropoda; Insecta; Coleoptera; Chrysomelidae. The coding region runs from base 339 to 2429 and encodes 696 amino acids. Gene Ontology annotation, biological process: positive regulation of transcription by RNA polymerase II. The transcript is spliced from 9 exons. Gene Ontology annotation, molecular function: transcription cis-regulatory region binding; metal ion binding. The record is from RefSeq and is a predicted model, not a curated record.